UCAACGCGACUGCUGUAGUUGUGUCUGGUGACAUUGGCACUUACAUGCCCGCGUCCGCGCUUUCGUAAAAUCUGGCUGCGUCAGGGUUCACCCCAAAGCACCGUCGCCGCCGUCAUGGACGAAGCGGAGGACGGCGAUGAAGACCACAAAGAGACUCGCAGGGUCUACAUCCUUGACUCUUCCUCCAAGAUGAAGACUGUAGCGCCAGGAGGGGGAGCAGCGAGCAGCAGGAUCUCCAACAACAAGGACUUCGCCUCAUGUGGACGCAGCACGGAAUCCGCCGCGCUCCUCGGACACGGAGACGCUUCCCGGAGCGGCGCUCAUUCUGACGGCGAGGAUGCCACCGGAAUGAGAUGCGUGAUCAACGGAGACUGCCGAAGAGACGACAGCGUGUGCUCAGUCCUCUCCAAGCCGGAGAAUCAGACAGGUGGAGGCUUCCCAGCAUCUGCAUGUCACUCCAGCACCUCCAGCAUGGACGGCUCGGUCACUCCUGCCGCCGCCGCUGCUCCUCCCGCGGACAAGAAGGACUCCAGGGUGUCCUUCUCCAGCGCCGCACCUGCGCACGGACAGAGCCCGAGCAACCCAGGGGGCAAUUCCGUCAGCUUCUCCAAGUCUGAGGAUGGCCAGAUCACGGCGGACGAUGGGGAAGCCAGGGACAAUCAAACUUACAUGCAGAGGCAGUUUAGCGCCAUGCUGCAGCCCGGGGUUAACAAAUUCUCCCUGCGUAUGUUUGGGAGCCAAAAGGCAGUGGAGAAGGAGCAGGAGCGGGUCAAAUCAGCCGGCAAUUGGAUUAUUCAUCCGUACAGUGAUUUCAGGUUCUACUGGGAUUUCACAAUGCUAAUGUUCAUGGUGGGCAACUUGAUUAUCAUUCCCGUGGGCAUCACCUUUUUCAAGGAGGAAACGACCACCCCUUGGAUUAUCUUCAAUGUUGUGUCCGACACGUUCUUCCUCAUGGACCUGGUACUGAACUUCCGUACGGGCAUAGUGUACGAAGACAACACCGAGAUAAUACUGGACCCUGAAAAGAUCAAGAAGAAGUACCUUAAGACGUGGUUCGUGGUGGACUUUGUCUCAUCUAUUCCAGUGGAUUAUAUCUUUCUCAUCGUAGAGAAAGGCAUUGACUCUGAGGUUUACAAGACGGCUAGGGCUCUGCGAAUAGUGCGUUUCACCAAGAUCCUCAGUUUACUGCGACUUCUUAGACUGUCCAGGCUGAUCCGGUACAUUCAUCAGUGGGAGGAGAUCUUUCAUAUGACCUAUGACCUGGCCAGUGCAGUGAUGCGCAUCUUCAAUCUGAUUGGCAUGAUGCUGCUGCUGUGCCACUGGGAUGGCUGUCUGCAGUUCCUGGUGCCCAUGUUGCAGGACUUUCCUUCGGACUGUUGGGUGUCCCUUAACAAGAUGGUGAACGACUCGUGGAGUGAGCUGUACUCCUUUGCCCUGUUCAAGGCCAUGAGCCAUAUGCUGUGUAUCGGGUACGGACGCCAGGCUCCUGAGAGUAUGUCUGAUAUCUGGUUGACCAUGCUGAGUAUGAUCGUGGGAGCCACCUGCUACGCCAUGUUCAUUGGUCACGCCACUGCCCUCAUACAGUCAUUGGACUCUUCCAGGCGCCAGUAUCAGGAGAAGUACAAGCAAGUCGAGCAGUACAUGUCUUUCCACAAACUUCCGGCCGACUUUCGGCAGAAGAUCCAUGACUAUUAUGAGCACAGAUAUCAGGGAAAGAUGUUCGACGAGGAAAGCAUUUUGGAAGAACUGAAUGAACCAUUACGAGAGGAAAUAGUCAACUUCAACUGCCGGAAGCUGGUGGCGUCCAUGCCGCUGUUCGCCAACGCAGAUCCAAACUUUGUGACAGCAAUGUUAACUAAGCUGCGCUUCGAGGUCUUCCAACCAGGAGAUUACAUCAUUCGUGAGGGAACCAUCGGCAAAAAGAUGUACUUUAUUCAGCACGGCGUAGUCAGUGUCCUGACCAAAGGGAAUAUUGGCAUGAAGCUCUCUGACGGCUCCUAUUUUGGGGAGAUCUGCCUGUUGACCCGUGGAAGACGAACUGCCAGUGUACGGGCAGACACCUACUGCCGACUGUACUCCCUCUCUGUGGACAACUUCAAUGAAGUACUGGAGGAGUACCCCAUGAUGAGGAGAGCAUUUGAGACAGUAGCCAUUGACCGCCUUGAUCGAAUUGGAAAGAAGAACUCCAUCCUGAUGCACAAAGUACAACAUGAUCUCAAUUCUGGCAUUUUCAACAACCGUGAGAAUGAGAUGAUCCAGGAGAUUGUGAAGUACGAUAGGGAAAUGGUUAAACUGGUUAAACAAGGGGACAUGCAGAGGCCCAGGGCCAUGUCCAUGACUCCGUCAACUCAUGGGAGUAUGUUUGGACCUUCUAGUCAGCCCUCUACAAGUUCUGCCAUUGCUACUCUCCAGCAAGCUGUUGCCAUGAGCUUCUGUCCCCAGAUGGGCAACCCUCUAGUGGGUUCUGGAUCUGUCCAGUCUCCCCGUAUGGUGCGGCGAUUCCAGGUCGUCCAGACUCAGACACCCCCAGGCUCCCAGUACUCCACCUUAGCCCGUGCCUCUGCUCUUGCAAGCACACCUGUCCAUAGCCCUCUGGCAACUACCGGUCGAACAUUUCAGUAUGGUUCAAGCCCCCCAGGUGCACCCUCAGGCUCCCAGUUAUCCCUUGUACAGCAACUAGUCCCUAGUCCCACACAUCGACCAGCAGUCCCCAGGAGCACUCUCACCCAGGAUGCCCGUGCCCUUUCCGCCUCCCAGCCAUCCCUACCCCAUGACAUGAUGCAGCCAGUUGCUCCAAGCCCUCCCCAGUCUACCAGAGUCUCUUCUACUUCCAUCGGUCCCCCUCAGAACCUCCCAGGUCCCGCUGGUCUUAGGGGAAGUAUCCCACCAAGAAUGGCACUGCCACACCAAAUGUCUGUGGGUGCAUUUCCUCCUGCCUCCCUUCCCCAGAUGAGACCUAGCUUGGAUUCAGGUCUUCCCAAGAAGGAUUCAAUAAGCAGCCUCCCAGAAACAGAACAACAUCACAUUAGAUCUAGAUUAUCAUCAAAUUUGUGACCUCGAUAGCGUUGGUGGUCUCUGCCUCGGUCAGGAACAUAUGGACCUUUCUUCUCCAAGAACUCCUGCAGAACCCUAGUCACACCUUUGGAUUUUAUUCUCAGAAUGUAUGUGGUUGUGACUGGCCACAAGGGCAAACAAACCCUCAAAACUUUCUAGCAUAAAACAAACAUGUCUGUAUCAUUCUUACCACAAUUGGGACAAUUGAUUCCAUUGUAUCUAUGAUAUAAACAUCAAUGUAGCUUCCACCCUCACACUUUGCCUCUUUGAAAUGGUUUUCUUUAUUGUAGCUGUUCACAGAGAUUACAAAUGUACCCACUCCCUUUUAUAUACUGUAGUACAAAUGAUGCAAGCUGAUAUGUGUCUAAAUACCGGGACUUAGCAGUUUGCUGCUGAUCACAACGUAGGAGCUUUCUUCCUCUUCUCAACUUGAACCGGCUAGACAUUAGAUAUAUAACCUAUAAUGCACAAAAUUAGAAUUGCUAUUAAAAAUAAAGGUGUGUUUGAUGACUUGAGAGCCCCAAACUGUUUUGAAAUGGGAUGUAUUCUUACUGCAACUGCUGUCUUUGUCUUAUUCCUUCAGACCAAAGUUGGGCCAAAGUAAAAUUUUAACAUGAUCUGACAUGUAAAGCUGUGUCAAAUGAAAUGAAAGGAUAAAAAAAGAUUUGAUUGCCUUGGUUUUGCAUAAAAACCUGUGUAUGACUACAAGUGUUUCUUACCUGUCCCACAACAGACCAGAUUUCACCAUCUUGAUUUAGUUUUGGGACAAUUAAAUGAAUCGAUAGUUUCCUAAUUACCGUUUAUAGGAGUGAGUACCACAUACAUUUUGAGCAAAUUAUGCUGCUGAAGUAGGAAGGGUAAUGACUGGGAGACUAAUUUGCCCUUAUCCGGUGCAUUCAAUUGCAUUUAAGUCUUAAUUACAAAGGACUUAAGUAGCUUUUUCACAAAGGUCAGCUUUUCAUAAUCAAUGAGCUAGUUAUUUCAUAGACUGCGACUCUGUCCUGUUUAUAAAAAGCCUUUUCCUUUCUAAAAUAAAGCACAGUGUGUGUGAACAUGACUUAAAGCAACACCACUUCCACGCUAGAGUAAAAAAACAGAGUUUUACUAUUUUUAAACCCAUUUAGCUGACCUCCGGGAUCAUUUUUAGCUUAGAAUAAAUCAUUGAAACGGAUUAGACCAUUACAAUCUAGCUCAGCUUGACUCUUCUGUAGUUACAUCAUGGACUAAGACCAACAGAUCUAUUUUCUAGAUUAAUAAGUCCAGAUACUAUACUCUCAUUUUGGCAAAAUAUUCAAGGAACUUUGCUGCAGUACCAUGGCUGCAGCAGGGGCAAUGAUAUUAGGCAGGGCUGCUACCUAGUUACCAAGCUGGGGACUAUUUUCAGGUGCUGCAUAAUAUCAUUGCGCCUACUGCAGCCAUAGUACUACAGCAAAGUUCCUUGAUUAUUAUACCAGAAUGAGAGAAUAGUUCCUACUGUAGGUGUAUUGGCAUAGAAAAUACCAUAUUUUCAUUUUACGUCGGUCUUAGUACAUGAUGUAACUGCAAAAGAGUCAAGCUUUAAAUCGGAAAAUGAUCAAGACCCAGAGAUCGGCUGCAUGGAUUAAAAAAUGGUAAAACCCAACUUUUAACUCUAGGGGACUUUUGCCUAUUUCCAAAAAUGUGUAGUGUUCCUUUAAUGCCCAAGUCUAAAGCAGUUACUACACACUCAGGGCAAGUGAGUUUAUGCGAGCGAGUACAUUCGAGAUGAUUACCCCCUCCUCUAAAAUGUGACCAGAUCUAUCAGGCGACGACGAGUCUCUGCGCUAUCUGUUGUUUUGGAGCGCUAAAUAACUCGCUCGCCAUGGCUACCUAAUGAGGUCUGAUGUCCUCUCAGUCUUUUAAUCCUUGAAAACCUAUUUAUAUUCUGCUGUUAUUUACCAUUUCACAACUUGAAAGACACUAUAAGAUCUGCUAUAGCUGCUCCUGUUUGUACUUCACAUCCCAGAGACAAAGCCAAGCACGGAUUGAUCAUUUAGGAUUUCUAAAACAGAAGAAAAUGGGCAGAUGGCUGAAAAUAGCAUCAGACUGUUCAUAUGAAAGGUUUGAACUCAAUCAUAAUGUCUUUGCCUUGUAAAAUAAAAAAAAAGUAGUUUGAUCAAUUCCCUACAGACGCUGCGAAUUAAAAAAAAAUCUUAUAGCUGCUUUUAAUGAUGCACAUGUCCUCAGUUUUAUGUUGCACCAAACACAGAUGUUGGUUUUAUUUAA
Danio aesculapii is the source of this 5298-nucleotide messenger RNA. It is a transcript of the gene hcn2b, whose product is annotated as hyperpolarization activated cyclic nucleotide-gated potassium channel 2b. Lineage: Eukaryota; Metazoa; Chordata; Actinopteri; Cypriniformes; Danionidae. The record is from RefSeq and is a predicted model, not a curated record. The transcript is spliced from 8 exons. The coding region runs from base 115 to 3054 and encodes 979 amino acids. Gene Ontology annotation, cellular component: membrane. Gene Ontology annotation, molecular function: voltage-gated potassium channel activity. Gene Ontology annotation, biological process: potassium ion transport; transmembrane transport.